This is a messenger RNA of Culex quinquefasciatus (southern house mosquito), 1067 nucleotides long. RefSeq lists its product as uncharacterized. The record is from RefSeq and is a predicted model, not a curated record. Lineage: Eukaryota; Metazoa; Arthropoda; Insecta; Diptera; Culicidae. The transcript has 4 exons. Bases 1 to 771 code for a protein of 256 amino acids.
AUGACAGCAGCUGUCAUGCAGCAGCGCGAAGAUGACACGCACACAUCGAUGAAGCGGGAAGGGCCGACGGGACCGAGAGCGCAAAUCUUCCGGGAAGUUCCGGGUGCUGGAAAUUUCGACCGGUGGGAGAAUUCCGGCUGGAUUCUGCUGUGUUGCGGCAGGGCGUUUUUGACCAGGGCCGGCAAUUGUUGCUCGACGUGGUGGUUUGGUUGUGAUCUUGCGGAGCUACGGAGGACCGGUUCGGGAAAUUUCGAGCCUCGUUUGGAUUUUGAGGUUAGGUGUCCAUUCCACUUGUGGAGUACUAGCAAAAGCUGGCAAGGGCCGGGCACGUGGUCGAUACUCGUUCAACACGGUUCCCAGUGGAGCGAGGACAAGAAAACGCGAUGGCGCCUAGUAGCACGAAUCGUCGUGUUGUGGAUUCGAAGAAGAUCGGUGUCGACUGGAAGCGCGGUGUGGCUAGCGCAUCGCGAUCAGCUUAAACCACAUUACCAGCAACAAGACGAACGGCCGAACCUGAUGACGCCGUUCGAGAAGUCUGCGCCGGACGCGGCAGUGGUGGAUUUGGACGUUGAGAUGCUGAAUUUAGACGAAGAUAUGGUGGGGGCCGGAUACGGCGGAAGCGGCUUGUUCCGGGGUUUCCCGGAAGCUGCAACGACACAAUCCAAAAGCCGGAAGCGAGACGCAUCCGCGGCAGAAUUGCCGGCGGUCUGUCUUCGGCGCUCGAAGAGAAUCAGGAAGCCUGUUUCAAAUAGUGAAUUUAUGUAUAGAUAAUAAUUUGACGAUUUCUGAACACUUAGUUCUUUUUCAUCAUUUAGAUAAUUUGGAUUAUUUUCUGUGUAAAUAACUACAUUACGUUUGUAAUUUCUUGAAUGAAUUUUCUUAUCUUAAAACUAUGUAUUUUCUCUAAAGGGGGAAGAACUGAUAGGUAUCGCCCUAUCAUUAAAAUGUCAUUUGACGUUCUCUUUAUUUGUAACGGUAUUAGUGAAAUGAAUACUAUGAAGGAUGAAUAAAAGAGCUCGCACCUCUGGCUGCGGCCUUCUUUACGUGCUGAGCAUCGAGACAAACAA